Molecule: messenger RNA, 1399 nt
Organism: Paramormyrops kingsleyae
Lineage: Eukaryota; Metazoa; Chordata; Actinopteri; Osteoglossiformes; Mormyridae
Gene: nudt6
Product: nudix (nucleoside diphosphate linked moiety X)-type motif 6
Molecular function (GO): ADP-ribose diphosphatase activity; NAD binding; NADH pyrophosphatase activity
Source: RefSeq, a predicted model, not a curated record
UAAUGCCGUCUUCAUUCUUUCAGAAGUGAACAUACGUAUCUAUGUCCCUGUGAUUAUGAGUAUUACGGUUACAUUGCCGAUAGCGAAGUUUAUUUACUGUUCUUGUGAAGAAAAAUGGCAGCGUUAAGCAGCAGACUAUUCCCAAUUCUGAAGUACAACCUUACGAAUCACAAAUCGGUCUGCUUGCAGAGAUCGUUACUUCGAUGGACAGAGCGGUCUUUUUCGUGUUAUGCCAGCAACUGUCAGCUUCAAGGGACAAAUAGUAACAACCAUGUGUUGCCAGGAAAGGUGGACCGGUUCGGUGGUGUCACGGUGGAUCUCAGCGAUCGCCACUUCCCACCUGAUGUCACUGAAAGUGCGUUUCAUGUUCUGCUGCAAGACUCUCUCCGGCAGUGGAGGGUGGACGGCCGGGUGGCGGCAUGGCUGCGCGUCCCCAUCUCUCAGGGUCGCUUGCUGUCAGUGGCAGCCUCCCACGGUUUUACUUUUCACCACGCCCGGCACGACAGAGCAACACUCUCCUUGUGGAUGGGCGAGGGAGAGAACCGACUGCCUGGCUUUGCCACCCACCAGGUCGGAGUCGCAGGUGCCGUCCUAGAUGAGGCCAGCGGAAAAGUCCUUGUCGUUCAAGACAAAAACAAGACUAAAAAUGCGUGGAAGUUCCCUGGCGGUCUCUCAAAUCUGGGUGAGGAUAUUGGUGCCACGGCGGUCCGCGAGGUCUUUGAGGAGACGGGGGUCCGGUCAGAGUUCCAGUCCCUCCUGAGCGUGCGGCAGCAGCAUAAGCACCCGGGAGCCUUUGGCAUGUCUGACAUGUAUCUCAUCUGCCGGCUCAGGCCCCUGUCCCAUGCCAUCCACUUCUGCACCCAGGAGUGUCUCCGGUGUGAGUGGAUAGGGUUGGCCGAGUUGGCACAGACCGACGCCACCACGCCCAUCACCAGCAGGAUAGCCAAACUCCUCCUCUAUGGCUACCGGGAAGGCUUCGACAAGAUUGACCUCUCCGUGGAGGAGAUGCCAGCUGUCUACUCGGGGCUGUUCUAUCAGCUGUAUCACAGGGAGCUGCCUACGUCUUACAAGCAGCCAUGAGCACCUCAUCAAGCUCGCAAACUCAAACUGUACCGUGGACACUUUGAUUACUGCCUGGAGCCCGUCAUGUGAUGAACAACUUGGGAACUCCGUGGAACGAUGUAGCAGUUCUUACAUUAUUCAUGAUCUUUUCUAAUGUGUAACACACAAUUAUUAACAGCAAAGUUCAAGUUUGCAAAAAGGGCACAUUGGUUUUGUGGACCCACAAAUGGACUGGUUAACCAGUCAAGUGUUAUGCUCGGAUAUUUUGGAUAGUUCUGGUAUUGAAUUGUGAAUGGCAUUUACACCAGAUAUUAAAAUGGAAACAGAGAAGUACUGA